AACUGAGCCAGAGGGUAGUGGGCGGUCCUAUGGGGCGGUCCCUCCCUACGCUCUCUCUGAUUGGUCAGCGCGUUUCUUCCUCAUCGGUGUCGGCGAAUCCAUUGCAAGCGGUCGGUACCUCUUUAUGCUGAAGCUGCUGUUCGGUCCUUUCCGAAGCUGUCUUUAUCACACUAUGACAACUCUUUCGGAGACCAAGGAACUCUUCAGGAGAGCGGACGCCGUCUGCUUCGAUGUGGACAGCACGGUCAUCAAAGAGGAGGGCAUCGAUGAACUCGCCAAAUUCUGUGGCGUUGGGGAUGCAGUCACUGAGAUGACUCGCAAGGCAAUGGGCGGCUCGAUGACAUUUAAGAAGGCCCUGACUGAGCGUCUUUCCAUCAUCCGAUGUUCCAGAGAACAAGUAAACAAACUGAUAACAGACCACCCGCCGCAGCUGACUCCAGGUGUCAGGGAGCUUGUGGAUCGCCUGCACCAGCGCAACAUCAAGGUGUUCCUCAUCUCCGGUGGCUUCCGCUGCAUCGUUGAACACGUGGCAACUCAGCUGAACAUUCCUCUGCAUCACGUCUACGCCAACCGGCUCAAGUUCUACUUCAACGGAGAGUACGCUGGUUUCGAUGAAAGUCAGCCCACGGCUGAGAGUGGCGGAAAAGGAAAAGUCAUCAACAUGCUGAAGGAACAGUACGGCUUCAAGACCGUGGUGAUGGUCGGAGAUGGGGCCACUGACCUAGAGGCCUGUCCUCCAGCUAGCGCUUUCAUUGGAUUUGGUGGAAACGUGGUGAGGUCGCAGGUCAAGGAGAGGUGUUCAUGGUACGUGACGAGCUUCGGGGAGCUACUGAAGGAACUGGAGAAGAUUUAAAGACGCUAAAAGCACACCAUUACUAAUUUAACAUUUUAUAUUUGCACCAAGGGUGUGUCACUGACAGUUUUAUCCAGUGCACAUUUUCCCUUAGAUUCCCAAUAGAUUUUUUUUUUUUUUUAUAAUGAAAUAAUUGUUUUUACACUAAACACCAAUUUUACCUUAAUGGGGAUGUUGCCCCACUGAUUUUUAUACUAGAAGAUACUAAAAAGUAACCAAACACUGUCUGUGUGGAGGUUAAUGUUUUAGUGUUUUUGCACUGUUUACAUCAAAGCCUGUAGUUAAGCUAAUACUCCAGCGUAUUCUGGCAUGUGCAAUGAGCAACAGAAAUGUUUUAAAUCUGUGUUCUGUACUAAAAUGUGUAACCAGACAUGUCACCGAGUGCGAUGACAUCCUGUAAAUAAAAUCAGAAUUAAAAAAGAGAAGAAGCUAUCGAGGAUGAACGACUUUAA
This is a messenger RNA of Mugil cephalus (flathead mullet), 1305 nucleotides long. It is a transcript of the gene psph, whose product is annotated as phosphoserine phosphatase. The transcript has 6 exons. Gene Ontology annotation, cellular component: cytoplasm. Bases 125 to 853 code for a protein of 242 amino acids. NCBI's taxonomy places the organism in Eukaryota, Metazoa, Chordata, Actinopteri, Mugiliformes, Mugilidae. Gene Ontology annotation, molecular function: magnesium ion binding; L-phosphoserine phosphatase activity. The record is from RefSeq and is a predicted model, not a curated record. Gene Ontology annotation, biological process: dephosphorylation; L-serine biosynthetic process.